Molecule: messenger RNA, 1744 nt
Organism: Hypoxylon trugodes
Lineage: Eukaryota; Fungi; Ascomycota; Sordariomycetes; Xylariales; Hypoxylaceae
Exons: 2
Coding region: 289-1599 (436 amino acids)
Source: RefSeq, a predicted model, not a curated record
AUAUACUGUAUCACACUGUGCUGCUAAUUGGUGCGACUACGUACAGUUCCACCCGCACAUGCCUGCACGGUCGGUACUUAGUCUGACAUCUUUCUGUUGUGUAGGUCAAGUACCACGGCCUACUUCUACACAAACAAUCAAUCACACCUGUUUAUUCAAGAAUUCAUCUCUUUUUCAUCCCGGACCGGAUUUUCAGCAUAGAUCCCGACCAACUACGUUUCCAUUGUGGCAGCAUCAUCUUGGAACCCCUGGAGUCCUGGUCUGAGACAUUCUUCAAUUACCAAAAUCAUGGACUCGGUGCUUCCAAUGAGUCCCAAUAGAAAGGAUAAAACUUCUAAGCAACCUACAGAAUGGACCUUACCGGCCUCGAUCAGCCAUAAAAACAUAAAAUUAGAAAAGAGCAUAUUACAAGAGGUACUACAGAUGACUAGUCUGGGCUCCCACGGUUGUCUAUUUGAACAUUGUACCGUCACCGGCAUCGCGCUCUAUUCCAACACACUCGGAUAUGAUUCCAGCGAAGAAUUGAGUCUCCUAAUUAAGAUAUUUCGCAAUUUAAAACAGUACUCGCCAAAGGGCGGUCUUACCUCCCUACAUCUUCGUGUCGCUGUCGGUUCGGAGGGUCCGGAUAAGAUGCUUGUUGAGCCGGAUGAAUUUAUUUCAUGGGGACCAAUUUGGAGCGCGGCGCAACGUACUUUUACCAUCGUUAUGGAGGCCCUUGACGAAACACAGCUACCCAUACUUGAACACCUAGACAUCUUUGACGGAAUUCAAGGCUGUAGCUUGGCAUCCGAUGUUUUCAUGUCCUUUGCUGAAGGGUUUCCUUACACGGAUCUCUUCGGGACCUUAAAGAAAUUAUCGCUCAGCUUAUCGUUGCCAUACGAGAUCCGGACAGACGAAACCGAAAGGGAUAACCCUCUAUUAUACUAUCGGACCAACGCCCGAGUCGGGGACCUACUCAUACCCCAGGAUAUUUUCGCAGUAUCUCGUCUCAUGCCAAAAUUAGAAAGUCUCAACUUACAUUGGUAUAAUAUCCGGAACCAUGCCAUUCCUCGCCCAAAUCGCAGGCUUCUUCUGGGGGAUUGUUUGAAUGAGCGCUCUAUGCGACUCAAGGAGUGCACUCUACGCGGACUUGAAAUAUCCCAAGACUAUAUAUUAGAUUUUAUUCAGACCAUUCAAGCCCCAUCAGUAACACUUAGAAAUAUCAACCUCAUAUUCGGGACAUAUAAGCGUCUAUUCGCAUACAUGGCCAGCCCAGAUAGCCCAAUAACGUCCUAUCAUCUGGAAGACCUUCGUGAAGGGCUUCAAGUCGUAUUCUUCGACGUACCCGGGGAGCCUAGACACCAAUACACCGAUUUAGGCAUAGGUCCAAGCAUCCUUACACGAGGGCCAGACAAAGUUAAGAAACCUCUCACUUACAGGUUUGCGAUGGGCAGAUGCAUCGAACCAAUAGAUCUAAUACGAUGGAGGAUUGCUUAUAGAGCGGAAUAUGGUUCGCCGGUGAACAGUAGGCCUUAUGAUUUUGUUGCGAUGAACUCGCCUCUACCUGAAUCUGAAGACCCGCCAAAUACAACCGUUGGGAGAAGAAGACGACGUAGGUAGCGAGCGAUGUCCUCACUCGGUACCUAACAUUCAACCGCUCUACGUCCCAUGUGGGUGUGAGAAACUACCGGUUCCGGGCUUAAUACGUUUACUAGCUGGAAUAGAAUAAGGAUUUUCUAUGAAAAAUAGUAUUGAGAAGUGGAAA